Molecule: messenger RNA, 858 nt
Organism: Arabis nemorensis
Lineage: Eukaryota; Viridiplantae; Streptophyta; Magnoliopsida; Brassicales; Brassicaceae
Source: the annotation of a GenBank genome assembly
AUGAUGAUUGGACGGUGCUGGGUUUUUCCUCCGCCAUGUUUCUCCGCCGUGAGAGCUAGAUGUUUCGCCGGAGAAACUUCCGAUACCGGGAUUCUAUUCCGCGAAAAGCUUAUUUACCUUCAAGACCUUAACGUCGAUCCACACAAAGCUCUACGAGUAAACCCAUCACUCCGUUCUGCUCCAAUCUCCACAGUCGUCUCCGUCGAGAAUCUCCUCUCUUCCACCGGACUUUCGAGACCAGCGGUUGGUCGAAUCCUCGAUAUGUUCCCUGAUUUGUUAACUUCCGAUCCAGAAUCCGAUAUCUUACCAGUCCUACGCUUCUUAUCAGACGAAAUCUCGAUUCCGGAGAAAGAGAUACCGAAAUCGAUCUCUCGUUGUCCUCGAUUGCUGAUUUCUUCUGUAGAUCUCCAGCUUCGUCCUGCGUUAACGUUCCUUAAAACCCUAGGAUUCGUCGGACGAGACACGAUUACGUCGCGUAACACGGUUUUGCUUGUGUCUAGUGUUGAACGAACCGUAAUUCCUAAAAUUGAGUAUCUUGAAGAAGGAUUAGGGUUUAGUAGAGAAGAAGUAGCGAAGAUGGUAGUGAGAUCUCCUGCAUUGUUGACUUAUAGUGUUGAGAACAAUUUAGCUCCUAAAGUUGAGUUUUUUUUGGAGGAAAUGUGUGGAGAUGUUAGGGAAGUGAAACGUUUUCCUCAGUAUUUUUCUUUUAGUUUGGAGAGGAAGAUAAAGCCUAGGCAUAGGUUGCUUAAGGAACAUGGGAUUUUGAUGCCAUUGUCGGAGAUGUUGAAGGUUAGUGAUGGUCAGUUUAACAAUUGGCUUUUAGAACUUCGUCUCAGGUCUUUUGAAAGAAGAUUAUGA